Molecule: messenger RNA, 2070 nt
Organism: Cuscuta epithymum
Lineage: Eukaryota; Viridiplantae; Streptophyta; Magnoliopsida; Solanales; Convolvulaceae
Source: the annotation of a GenBank genome assembly
UUGCCGCUAACUAUUCCCGCACUUCGCCACUUCUUUCUAACCCUACCGCAGCUUUAGAGGAGUUAUCCCAUUAUUUUAGUUAGAACUUGCUUCCACGCAAACCAGAGGGAGGAUUUUGAAGCGGGUAAAGAGGACCAGACCUGAACGGCGAAGCAGGAGAAGAGAAGCGAUUUUUGAAGGAGCGAGAGCAAAAUCGGAGAGAAUAACCCUAGCCCAAAUCAAGACAGGAGUGCCUUUUUUCCGCAUCAAGCAGAGACCGAUUUGCUUGGCAUCGUGAAGCUUGGCGUUUGAUCUCACUAUUCUUCUUCAAUCUUCAUCAUCUCCUCCAGAUAUCAUUUAACUCAAGCUUCUCAACAAGGCAAUGUGAUCAAGUCCUAGGAAGCUUGUACCAGGUGCUAGGCAUGUUUCACCAGGAUAUUUUUUAUGGAUACUGCACCUUUUAUUGCUUCUGAUGAGGAUAUGGAGGAGCAAUAUAAUACGAACAAUGAAGAUUCUGAUACAGAUAAAGAUGAAGAAGAAGAUAAUACCAGUCUAAUUAAGAGGACUAGCUAUGACAUGGAUCUACCUGAUGCUAAUAACAUAGGAGGAACAGUUAUUUCUCAAGUUCAUCGGAAGAAAAAAGUGUACAAAACUAAAACUCCUAGAGGUCCUACGCGGAAUCUUUAUAUGGCUAGAAUGAGACCGGGUGAGAGGAAAAGGGUAGAUUUUAACAUAAAGGGCCAACCUGUCGGUGUGAAUAGAGCUAGCUUGGCAAACUAUUGUGGUGCCCUUGUCCGAGAUCCUCUAAAUGCACCCCUUUAUAAUGUGAAAGACUUUUCAGAAAUCCCCAAAACGAAUAAAGACAGAAUGUGGCAGCUUAUUCUGGAAAAAUUUGAUAUUGGUCUUGAUGAUGUUGAAGAUGAAGAGCAUCGUGAAAAGUUAGAAAAAGAGCGACACAAAACUCUGAUGCGAUCAUUGAAUAAGAAAUACAGAAAUUAUAGAGCAAGGUUGAAAAGUACUUAUUAUGACACAGAAGAAACAGAUGCUGAACGAUUAAAAAAAGAGAAUAAGCCACCUCGUGUUGAGGAAAAAGACUGGAAGUGGCUUGUCCAGUACUUUGGGUCUCCUGACUUUCAGAAAAUGAGUAAACGAAAUCGUGAUAACCGUUCAUACUUAGAUGCUGGACACACUGCUGGUUCAAAGAGUUUUGCUCAAGUGGUAGAAGAGAUGUUUGAAACUGACCAUGUAAUGCCGGGCAUGCUGCAAGUGUACAAGAAGACUCAUACUAGACGUGAUGAAACCCCGGUGACUAAUGUUGCAAAGGAAACUAUGUCACAAAUGGAGAAACUUGUAGAGCAACGUGAGAUAGGAGAAAUUAAUAUGACUGAUGAAGAAAUUUAUAAAACAGUCAAACGUAAAGGUAAAUCUGGGCGUGAUCGUGGCAUGGGAGUAAGUCCUUCUAUUACAUCACUGUUGGGAUCUAUUAGCGAAGGGGAGAAGUUGCGUAAAGAAGCCGAAGAGGCCAAGAAGCAGGCGAGUGAGGCUAAGAAAGAAGCAAAUGAAGCUAAUGAGAAAAAUAAAAUGCUGACUAAGGAGGUGAACAAUUUUAAAAAUGAAGUCCGAGUUAUGAAAGGUGUUAUGGAAAAAUUCUUCAACCUUAUGGGCAGUGAUUUUUCUAAGUUGAUUGCGAAAGAGGUUGGCAAGAAGCAUACUAAAGAGAGAAGCGAUGAUGGUUAUGAUGAUGAUGAGCAUGAUGGUUAUGAUGAUGAUGAGCAUGAUGAUGAUGACGAUGAUGAUGAGCAUGAUGGUUAUGAUGAUGAUGAUGAUGAUAAUGAUGAUGAUGAUGAUGAUGAUGAUGAGGAGGAACAUGAUGAUUAUGAAUGAUCUCUCUAGGUUAAUGUGUUGUCAUUAAACUUUUAGAUCUAUGUUGUUUCAUCUUCAUUUUGUAUUAGAUCCAGUUAGUUUUGCUUCACACGGAUUUGAGAUAGAUUAGAUUGAACAAAUAGUUUAUGUAGUUAAGACAUUCGGUUAUUAAAUGAAUAUUCAUAUUGAUAUUCUGUGUUACAUUGUCAUGGAAGCAUUUGUUUAUUU